AUGCGUGCUCCGCAGCCACAUUCACACUUCAGAGAUUCAUGUACUCGUCAUCAUCACCGUUCCACAGAUACAAAAAUGUCCGGUAAUGACUAUACAUUCUUUUCUGCUACAAACGUUCCCUUGGCCGAUUGGGCUAUCAAUUGCCAAAGGGCAGAAUUGCUUUUACAACGACUACCAGGUUCUUUACAUCCAAGUGAUUCUAAAGAUAAUACACAUGUUUCUGAUGACAUGAAUUCUACGUCAAGUGCAGUGGCUCUGAUACCUGCAUUAUUAGCGGGAAGUGAUAUAUAUAAGGAAUGCACCUCCAUAUCGCAUGAUUAUAGAUUGACAGUAGCGCAAUAUUCGUUUAUCAGAUCUCUUGCUAUAAAUGCAGACACCAAGCAUAUAGUGGACAAUUAUCUAUUGAACUUGGCCAUUGAAAAUCAAUGUAAUCUAAAUUACAAAAAAAGGUGUUUGGAAUUUGCCAAUUGGAAAUUACUACAUUGCAAUUAUAUGGGCAAAUUGACAAGACAAGAAAAAGCCAUUGUUUGGUCCCAUUGCCAAUCAGAACUUUAUCAACUCUUGGGAUUGAAUUGGACUCCUGAUGAUCCAAACACGUUAAACUUUUAA
Messenger RNA from Henningerozyma blattae CBS 6284, 609 nucleotides. RefSeq lists its product as uncharacterized. NCBI's taxonomy places the organism in Eukaryota, Fungi, Ascomycota, Saccharomycetes, Saccharomycetales, Saccharomycetaceae. The transcript has a single exon. Bases 1 to 609 code for a protein of 202 amino acids. The record is from RefSeq and is a predicted model, not a curated record.